Molecule: messenger RNA, 450 nt
Organism: Recurvomyces mirabilis
Lineage: Eukaryota; Fungi; Ascomycota; Dothideomycetes; Mycosphaerellales; Teratosphaeriaceae
Exons: 3
Coding region: 1-450 (149 amino acids)
Source: RefSeq, a predicted model, not a curated record
AUGUCCAACAAAGAAGGCGGCGCCUCUUUUACCGCCCUUGACUUCCAACACCUUGCGACCGCUAUGACCUGCACCAAGUCUCCCAUCGAAGUCGACUACAAGCUAUAUGCCGAAAAGGCUGGUUUCAAGAACGCGGCAUCGGCUAAGGCUUCGUGGAACGGUCUGAAGAAGAAGAUUGAGAAAGUUGGCGGAGGCGCUACCGUUUCCCGCUCUCACACGAUCACGGACUCGGCUGAGAACAGCAAGAAGGGUGGCAAGGGUGGAAAGAAGCGCAAGGGGGUCGAGGGUAGUGACGAUGGUGAGGGAAUUGGUGAUGGUGAGACCAAGAACUCAAGUAGCAAGAAAGGUCCAGCCAAGAAGAAAGGUCGACAGGCUCCGACUAGUAACAGCAAGACUAAGGACAAGGUCGUGAAGGAUGAGAUUGAUGAAGAGCCGGAGCCGGAGGUCUAG